This is a messenger RNA of Scatophagus argus, 2120 nucleotides long. RefSeq names its product cytochrome c oxidase assembly protein COX15 homolog (gene cox15). The transcript has 9 exons. Gene Ontology annotation, molecular function: oxidoreductase activity, acting on NAD(P)H, heme protein as acceptor. Gene Ontology annotation, cellular component: mitochondrial inner membrane. Lineage: Eukaryota; Metazoa; Chordata; Actinopteri; Scatophagidae. The coding region runs from base 131 to 1354 and encodes 407 amino acids. Gene Ontology annotation, biological process: heme A biosynthetic process. The record is from RefSeq and is a predicted model, not a curated record.
ACGUCAGCAGGUCGAAGUUGAACCGUUAGGAAACAUGGUGGCGUAACAGCCGGUGACAGCCUUUACCUAAGCUUCGUCUUCUAAAGCACUGUAAAACACUGCGGGAGCUAGCGGAAACUGAGCUGCAAAAAUGUUUCUCGCUUCAGUACGGACAACGAUUCUUUACGGUUGCAGAAAUGCUGGAAAGGGAUUUCAACACAGCAACAAGAGUCCACAGUUACGGCAUUGGCUUAUGAAGAGAAGUCAGAGCACCAUCACAGCAGAGGCGGGGGCCUCCUCCACCCCAGCAGCAGCUACUGUCCCCAAUGCAGCCACAAAUCGCAUAGUAGGUCGCUGGUUACUCGGCUGCAGUGGGCUGGUGGUGGGGGCUGUUGUUUUGGGUGGUGUCACAAGGCUAACAGAAUCUGGGCUUUCCAUGGUUGACUGGCAUCUGGUGAGGGAGAUGAAGCCACCUCAGUCACAAGCAGAGUGGGAGGCUGAGUUUUCCAAGUACCAGCAGUUUCCUGAAUUCAAAAUAAUGAACCACGACAUGACUCUACCAGAGUUUAAGUUUAUCUUCUACAUGGAGUGGGGUCAUCGUAUGUGGGGUAGACUGGUUGGACUGGCGUACAUCCUUCCCACCAUUUACUUCUGGAGGAAAGGAUACUUCAAUCGUUCCAUGAAGGGAAAAGUUCUGGGCCUUUGCGGAUUUGUGUUCUUCCAGGGACUUCUGGGGUGGUACAUGGUAAAAAGUGGUCUGGAGGAGAAGCCGGAGUCUCACGACAUCCCACGGGUCAGCCAGUAUCGUCUGAGUGCUCACCUUGGUUCUGCCUUGCUGCUCUACUGUGCCAGUCUGUGGACAGGGCUCACUCUGCUGCUGCCUGCAGACAAGGUGGCAGAAACCAAACAUCUCCUGCAGCUGAGGAGGUUUGCUAAGGGUACUGGUGGACUCGUCUUCCUUACUGCUCUUUCAGGGGCUUUUGUUGCUGGUCUGGAUGCCGGGCUGGUGUAUAACUCCUUCCCUAAGAUGGGAGAACGAUGGAUCCCUGAUGAUCUGUUGGCAUUCUCUCCUACCCUGAAAAACUUCUUUGAAAAUCCCACAACUGUGCAGUUUGACCACAGAGUUUUGGCGAUCUCUUCCUUGACUGCGAUUACAGGCCUCUAUAUGUUCUCAAGGAGGAUGAUGCUGCCCAGGAGAGCUAAGCUCGCCAUCAACCUCCUCACAUCAAUGGCCUAUCUACAGGUCGCCCUCGGUAUCAGCACCCUGUUACUGUAUGUCCCUACUCCACUGGCAGCAACUCACCAGUCUGGCUCCGUGGCUCUUCUCUCACUGGCCAUUUGGGUUCUGGCGGAGCUCCGGAAGAUGCCCAAGUAAAUGCCUGCUGCCUUAUGGACAAAUCCAAUCCCUUUUAGCCACACCUCAGUCCUCUAAGAGACAGCAGUCUCAUUGUGAAUGAGACAUUCAGGUUAGGAGAAGUUAAAGACUGAGAACUGUUUUUCAUUUAACAGUGGAUUUUUAUGCAUAUGCUUCUGUCUUGUGACCCUGUAAAGUAAUGCUCAUGUUGGUGUGUGAUGUGGUGUGAAAUUAUCAGGGCUGUCACUGAAGAAAUGACAACCGUUUGGGGAUGUUGACGUCAGAAAAUGACGGCUUUAUGUGAGGUGUUUUGUUUUGCAAGAAAUUAAAGCAAUGCAAUAGCAAAAACAAGCACAUUUUUCAGUUUCUCUUCAGCUUUAAUGACAUAGCAACAGGUUUUUCAGUGAAGGGUAAUUAUAUUUGAUUUGCAGCAGUCUGAAUUCUGCAGGAAUAUCUUUAAAGAGAUUGAAUUACUAUUUUUGUUUGUGUAUACAGUUUUAACAGGAUGUUUUCAAUUAAUAUUUGAAUAGAUCAUUGCUCAACUGUUGCCUUCUGCCUGAUCAUACACUGCCUGUUAAGGUAAUCAGAUGUGGCUCCGGGAAUUUUAUGUAUUAUUAUGUAUGUUUAAAUUAUGAUUCUUUUCUUAUUUCGUGCUGAUGAAUUAUAAAGUACAAUGUGACAAAUGUGGACCCUUUAUUGUUGCUUUGUACUAUAUCUUUAGAGAUGUAAAGCCAAGAAAACUACCUUAUUCUAAUAAAAAAAACAUGUACAGUCUUUAAAAUUGAAA